GGCGCUUGGCUCGCGGGUUAAAUCUCGGGAGUGAGGAGCGCGCGGCGGAGAUUCAGAUUCUCCAGCAGCUGCAGGAUGCCCGGGCACGCGCCCCAACGGAUCAGCGCAUGCGCCACAUCAAAGACAGCGAGCUCCGAGCACAGGAAGCCCUCUAAACCAAUCAUGGAGAAGCGGCGGCGCGCGCGCAUCAACCGCAGCCUCGUGCAGCUGAAGGCGCUGAUCCUACACGCGCUGCACGCGGACGUCUCGCGCCACUCUAAACUGGAGAAGGCGGAGAUUCUGGAGAUGACCGUGACUCACCUGAGGAGCGUGCAGCGCGCGCAGGCGGCAGUGUCCCUCUCCGUGCAGCAGCGAGCGUUGGGCAGGUACAGUGCCGGGUUCAGCGCCUGCAUGACCGAGGUCACUCGCUUUAUGUCCACCUGUGAAGGAGUGAGUCGUGAGCUCCGGACUCACCUGCUAGCGCACCUGGCCAGGUGUGUGACAAUGACUCCGCCCCCACAACACGUACUGCAUAUCUCACAGCUGGGCGACGCCCCUCCAAAAACACGACCGUUCUUCUCGGCGCCGGGAACGUCGUCACUGUGCAGCGGAAACUUCCGACCCGUAGAUCGCGGACGCCCAUCCACAUUAACCGGCCCAACGAUACCAGAACCUUCCGGAACCGGCGUGUGGAGGCCGUGGUGAAACCAGAGACACUAACGCUAACCUAGAACCUCCACUGAGGAACUGAGGAACCUGCGGAGGAACCUGGGUCAGAUCAGAGACUUUCAGAAUCCUGAAAAAAGACUUUUAUUAUGAAUAUUAUAAAAGAAGAGUUCUGUACAGAACCGAGAGAACUCAACCACAGGGGCGUGAAUUAUUACAUAGUUAUAUUUUUGUCUUUUAGGAAGUGGUUUAAAAUGUAUUUUUCUAUAAAAUAUUUUUAUAAAACAAUACAAAAGUGUGGAUACACUGAAUUACCGUUGUUUUAAAACACAAGUCAAAAAAAUGUCGCGUAUUCAGGACUUGGUCUUGUUUUCAGGCCUCAGUUUGGUUUCAAUUCUUCCAAAAUGUAAGAAUUCAGGUUGUUUUUUUAUGUUGUUCUCACAGUUGUAAAUGUAAUCCCUCUAUUUACUCCUAGAAUUCAAGAAGAACCAUGAACUGUGUACUACUAUAGAACCUAAAAGAUCUUUAUAGAUCUGUAACAGGGUGGUAUUUUACUGUUAUCAGAUUAAAAUACUGUACAAAAACAUAAAAAAAACAGAUCGUACUGAAGAAGUGUUACCGGGUUACAGGGUGUUUGAGGAUCAGCAGGAUGUAAUUUCUGCACGGAUCUAAAACCGUAAACAUUUUGCACUAAAUAUGUGCCUAAACUUUUUUUAUGCUUCACUAACUGAGAGUAGAAAUGUACAGAAAGUAAAUAAAGAAUAAUUUUAUAAA
Astyanax mexicanus (Mexican tetra) is the source of this 1419-nucleotide messenger RNA. Its product is annotated as transcription factor HES-1-like. Gene Ontology annotation, cellular component: nucleus. The record is from RefSeq and is a predicted model, not a curated record. The coding region runs from base 76 to 684 and encodes 202 amino acids. Gene Ontology annotation, biological process: anterior/posterior pattern specification; regulation of neurogenesis; regulation of transcription by RNA polymerase II. Gene Ontology annotation, molecular function: protein dimerization activity; RNA polymerase II cis-regulatory region sequence-specific DNA binding; DNA-binding transcription factor activity, RNA polymerase II-specific. NCBI's taxonomy places the organism in Eukaryota, Metazoa, Chordata, Actinopteri, Characiformes, Acestrorhamphidae. The transcript has 4 exons.